AGGGGAGCAGCGCGCAUGCGCAGUGGCAGCCUCUGGGCCAUAUUGGAAUGAGGCAGUGAGCAGCGGCGGGGGGUGAAUAGCUGAGAAGCAGAGGGAAGAGAGAGCAGCGCACCGGGCCAAGCAAAUCAGCCUGGAAAAAGUCCGUACGGUGUUCAGGGAAUGGGAACCCCCACUGCUGGACUGGUGUCAAAAACACAGCUCACAAGUCACACUGUAACCACUGGCUGUCCUCCUACUAAUAUGAGUGUCAAGGGAGAAAACAAAGAAGAUGCUGACUCCAUCCUAGAGGAGGCGGAGUUCAACUGGGAGGAAUAUUUAGAGGAGACGGGAAGUACAACAGCUCCUCACAGCUUCUUCAAACAUGUUGAUACCUCCAUGCAGACUGGCUUGUCCCCAGGAAUGAAACUAGAGGUCCCUCUCUCAACAGACUCUCAGUCUUACUGGAUUGCUAGUAUCAUCACCACUUGUGGGAAAUUGCUGCUUCUGCGGUAUGAUGGCUGUGGGGAAGACCGGUCUGCCGACUUCUGGUGUGAUAUUGUGACUUCUGACCUCCAUUCCGUUGGCUGGGCCAAGCAGAACAAAAAGACCCUUAGACCUCCAGACAUAGUAAGAGAAAAGCUUCAGAACUGUGAGGAAUUUCUUUCUGAAACGCUGAAUGGAGCUUGCAGUGCCCCUGCUCACUUGCUAGAGGGCCCACACAGAGGUAAAGAUCCACUAGACCUGUUUGGACCUGGUUCCAGAUUGGAGCUACAGCAUUCCUAUGGGUCCUUGGCUGCGUGGCCAGUCAUAGUGUUAGAUAACGUUGGAGGGAGACUUCAGCUGCAGUAUGAAGGGGCUCCUGACUGGCCAAGUCUCCACUGUUUCUACCUUCACCCUUACCUUCAUCAGAUGGGGUGGGCAGCUCUGCACGGCUAUGACAUAAAGCCUCCUCAAGAGAUACUGCACCUGAAGACUGAGGAGGAGUGGAAAGACAUAAUGACCAAGCGCAUAGAGGAUACCGGAGACUUUAUUCCCGCAGACUUCUUUCAGGAGCAGCCACAAGUACCCAAUCAUUCAUUUACAUCUGGUAUGAAGUUAGAAGCAAUAAACCCGAAAGAUCCAUCAUGCAUUGUUCCUGCAACAGUAGCCAAGGUGUUUACUGAGAAGUAUUUCCUGGUUGAACUAGAUGACCUGAGACCCGAGGAGUCUCGGAGCCGCCAGUCCAUGGUCUGCCACAGAAAUAGCCCUGGGAUUCUCCCUGUGCGUUGGAGCCUGAAGAUGGGUCUGUCUGUCCAUCCCCCUCCUGGAUACUUGGAACAGACCUUUGAUUGGAAUGAAUAUCUGACUCGCUGUAAUGCUCACGCUGCUCCUGACAGUUGUUUCCCCGAGCACCAGAAUGAACAUGUCUUCCAGGAGAGCAUGAAGCUUGAAGCUGUCAAUCCCUUCCGGCCACAGGAUGUCUGCAUCGCUACUGUGACCAAGGUCAAUGGCCCCUACAUCUGGCUUCAGCUUGAAGGUGUGACGACUCCAGUUCCAGAGUGCAUUGUCCAUGUGGAGUCCAUGGACAUCUUUCCAAUGGGGUGGUGUGAGACCAAUGGACACUCUCUAUGUACCCCACCCCGUACACAAGCAAAACCUUGUAAGAAGACUGCCAGUCACUCUGAGAAGCAAACCCCGCCCACUAAGAAUGGUCAUGGAAUAAGUGGAUCACAUCCUUCAACUUGCAACACCACAUCUAAUGGGAAGUAUCUCUGCCCUAAGAUAUUCUUCAACCAUCGUUGUUUCUCAGGCCCUUAUCUGAACAAAGGGAGGAUAGCAGAAUUACCCAAAUCUGUGGGGCCAGGCAGCUGUGUAUUGGUCAUGAAAGAGGUACUGUCUUUAGUAAUUAAUGCUGCCUACAAGCCCAGCCGGGUUUUACGUGAACUUGAACUACAAGAUGAACCAUCUUGGCCCCAACAUGCAGAGACACUGAAAGCCAAGUAUAAAGGAAAAACCUAUCGUGCAACAGUGGAAUUGGUGAGAACAUCAGAUCAGGUGUCUGAGUUCUGCCGGAAAACCUGCAUCAGGCUGGAAUGUUGCCCAAAUUUGUUUGGACCCCUUAUGGUUCUUGACCAGUGCUCUGAAAACUGCUCAGUGCUAACAAAGACCAAGUACACCCACUAUUAUGGAAAGCGUAGAGGGCGGAACCUUAGUAACCCAACUGGCAUAUUACGCAGCAUAGAGGCUGCUCUGAAGAAACCUGCUAAGAAGAGGAAAAGGAGGAAACAUUUCUUUGUCCACAAGAAGAAGCGCUCAUCCAACUCUGUGGAUAACACACCUGUAGGAAGCCCCCAGGGAAGCUGCGAAGAGGAAGAUGAGGAAGACGACGAUUCCCCCAGCGAAGAAAGUGUCCAAGGACAUCAUGAGGGGUCAGAAAUUUCAGGAAAAGGAUCCUCGUCAGCCUCACCUACCCGUAGCGAACAAUCGCUGACUUAUGAAAAGAAAAGGAAGCCAUGGUUCAUAGAUGGUGACAAACUUCUUACAGCUAAGGAUAUCCGUAUUGAAUUGAGGGAACCCCUGACCCUGAAUGGAAGCCCACUGGACUGGAGCAUCACUGAUGUAGUAGAGUACAUCAAAUCCACAGACUGCGCUCACCUGGCAAGACUUUUUCAAGAACAGGAAAUAGACGGGAAGGCACUGCUGUUACUCAACCUGCCUGCUGUUCAGGACUGCAUGGAUCUCAAGCCUGCCAUGGCUAUAAAAUUGUGCUACCACAUUGAAAGAGUAAAGCUUGCAUUUUACCAAAGUUUCUCUAGCUGAGAUAUCCUGCUGUAGGAGAGUGGAAGUAGGGCUGCCGGGCCUGGCAGGACCUGUCCUACAAGGUCCCUGCAAGCCUAAAGUGAUUUGCACUUUUUAUAGAAUUGUCGUUUUGUUUACAUGUCCUAAUGGAAAUUUCCAUCCACACCUUGAGAAUGGGGAAGAAAUCUUAGGAUAUUUUUUGCUACCUAAUUACGUGUUAUAUAGGUGUCGAUACAACGCCUUCCACUAACUUACAUUUAAGUUAUGUCUGUGAUAUACUAUGAUGAGAGCCGAGCACAUAAAUUCAUGGUUGUAAUAAGAAAAGAAAAAAAAGGUACUUUGUUACCAAUCACUUUUUAUCUAAUCAAAUUACUGCAAGUCAGAUUAAGGAGUUUAAAGGUCCAUACACAUUGUGCGUUUUUGCCCAGCGUAUGUGCACAGCGAUGAUCGCUGGGCUGAAAAUCGCUCAGUGCAUACACACCGAGCUAUUUUACUCCCUGCCCAGCAAUGUCAGCGGGGGUGAGCGGCUUUCCAUAGCAGGACGCUAUGGAAAGCUGUUCACCCUGCCAUUCAUCUGCUGGUGAUACCAGUAGAUCAACGGCUGCCACCGUCAAUGAAGCAGGAGCGCGCAUCAGCGCUCAUCGACGGGGCAUGCACACUGGGCGGCUUUGAGCUGAAAGCGGCUCAACACACCAAAAGUGAGCUGCUUUCAGCUCAAAAUCGCCCAGUGUGUACGGGCCUUAAGUUACUGCAUGUUUUUCUACAUUGCUAUAAUUGUGAAAAGUGUAUAAAAGUACAAUUUGUUUUUUAAAAUGACCUUUACAUUUGUUUAGCUAAUAGCAUUUUCUGCGUGGUAAUGUUUUGCACAAUAGUCUCCCUUUUUAAUGUGUUUAAUAUUGGAGCUGCAUUUUUUUUCUCUUAGUAUUGUGGUCCAGCUGGCUCAUACGUGUAGGUUUUGUUGUUAAAUUCAAACAUUUGAUAGCUUAAAUGGUAUUGCUUCAUCAAAAAGAAAAGGAUACAAUGCAGUCAGCAUGUAAUUGUAUUAUUAUUAUUAUUUUUUUUUUUUUUUUUUAUGGUCUUUAAACAGCUGGAUCAAGUCAUGAGUCUGCUAAUCAUGAAAUUCAGUGGGAAAAGUGAUAUAACUAUAGUCCCACAGUAAUGGUCUCAUUAAAAUGGAGUACACCUAACCCAAAAGCAUUCUGUUCCCCACAAAGGUGUCUACAAAGUAGUGCAUCCAGUAUACCAUCAUUUUUUUAUAAUAUCAUUGAUCAACCUUAAUAGAUCAAGUUAUCUAUGCACCUUUUUAUUACAUUACAAUAAUGUAAAACAUGCAGCCCAUUUAUAGCAUGCAGGUAAGAGAAACACUAUUUAAACCAUUAUAUUUUUUACCCAAAACAGCUGGUCUUACAACUUGCAAUAUUUGCCAGCUUACCCGAUAUUACGUAUGGAUGAUGAUCCAAUUGUAAUAUUUUGAAAGUUUAUUAGGUAAAUCAGUCUGCUUUAUAUAUAAAUGUGUACAAUGUUAACUUAAAACAUGAUCACUGAUGACAAGCAUCAACAAAUUUUGUGGUUCUUGCUUUGGCGUUGUACCUUUUUUCAGAAUAGUUUUUGUUUUGUCAUUGCUGUGUAGAAAUAAUAUGGUAGCUCAAUAAGGCAUGCCAUGAUCACCAGACAAAAAGUUGGAUCCAAGACUCCCCUCUUUUGAAAGAGGCACCCCCAGGUCUGUAGGUGCAUUUCAGGUUUUUAUAGUGCAGAAUAAGACCCUCCUCCAACGUAAUAUCAGGAGUCACCACAAUGAUGUCGCUACAACCCAGUCUGCUCUGCCUCACCCCACUGUUACUUGUACCCCUUUUAGACUAGCAAAAAUUUCCCGGGUUAUUGCACGUAAACGUACAUCAACCCGAAAUUUUGCCUAUUAUGAAUGAUUCCUAAAGCAAUAUCCGGGUCGAGCAUCCUGCCAAUUCAUCCCAGGUCAUGUCCUGGGUUGAAGCCGGAAUCGACCCAGAAUGCGUGCAGUGUGAAUGGGUAAGCCAGGUCAAGGCGACCCGGCACCUAUUCUCUGCAUAGGAGGAGGCCGUGCUUGGAGAUGAUCAUCUCCAAGUGCCGCCACCGGUAGCAUCAGCGGUAAUGUCACCAACCCGGCACACAAGUCUGAAAGGGGUCGCACCUGGGAAGGACCUGUGUACAUAUUCCCGGGUGUGACCCUGCUAUGCAAGUCUGAAAGGGGUAUUAGACCCGCUGCUAAUUACAAAGUAUGUGUUCAACUUUUUUCUGAAGAGCUUGAGUGCUAAAGACCAGAGGGCCUACUUUUCAGCAUUUUUAUUGUACAUGCGGAUGAGGAGUUAGACUUGUCUUUAGCACGCAAUGAGUUAAUCAGUUGUGUUGAUUAGUAAAGCAUUAAACAUGACUUUUCUCUAAUUUCUCUAACGUCCUAAGUGGAUGCUGGGACUCCGUAAGGACCAUGGGGAAUAGCGGCUCCG
This is a messenger RNA of Pseudophryne corroboree (corroboree frog), 5237 nucleotides long. It is a transcript of the gene SFMBT1, whose product is annotated as Scm like with four mbt domains 1. The record is from RefSeq and is a predicted model, not a curated record. Gene Ontology annotation, cellular component: nucleus. Gene Ontology annotation, molecular function: chromatin binding; histone binding. Bases 160 to 2778 code for a protein of 872 amino acids. NCBI's taxonomy places the organism in Eukaryota, Metazoa, Chordata, Amphibia, Anura, Myobatrachidae. The transcript has 21 exons. Gene Ontology annotation, biological process: negative regulation of DNA-templated transcription.